Laetiporus sulphureus 93-53 is the source of this 435-nucleotide messenger RNA. RefSeq lists its product as uncharacterized. The transcript has a single exon. The annotation marks the transcript as partial. The record is from RefSeq and is a predicted model, not a curated record. Lineage: Eukaryota; Fungi; Basidiomycota; Agaricomycetes; Polyporales; Laetiporaceae.
CCAUUCAAGAAUGGCUCCAUAUUCCACCUCUUACAUUGGCAAUACACCGGCUCGAAUCAGAAAUCAGAGGCGGAGAUGCAACGCCUUAUCGACAUCAUUACCGAGCCAGAUUUUGACGCAAACGAGCUGAAGGGAGUGCGCAUCGCAAGCGAGUGGAAGCAUGUUGAAGCUGUGACUACUGCUGACGCCAACGGCAUAUUCAAACCAGCGGACGGUUGGAAGAAGGCAUCAGUCAAGAUACCUCUUCCGAAAGAGAGAGAGGAAUUUCCAUCCGAGGCUGACGCUCCAAUGCUCAAUGUUCCAGACGUGUACCAUAGAAGUCUUCUGGAGAUCAUCAAGUCCGUAUGCAUGGAUGAUGAUGCUAGCUUUUAUCACUGGCAUCCCUUCAUGCUUUACUGGCGGCGCCCACGACCGGAUUCCUCAGACGAUGGCAGC